CUCAUCACUGAUUUUUCGGUGUUGGGCGAAGUCCAUCGAACUUUAUGUUCAACUCGGAAUUGAGCGCGGAAUGGCGCUUUUUCAUGACACGGUGAACGAUGAACUCCAUACAAACGACUUUUUCACAUCAACAGAACAACUUCUCCAUGCCUUCAGCACAGCGUUGUCAUCCCGCGAUUGUCCGGCUCAAUCCCGGACAACCAGUCCAUUCAGUCCCGACCGCUGAAUCCAGUCCGUCGUCCAGAGUACAGUCCCUCCCAGCCCCCAGCCACGCUCAGAAAAACACCAUCCCCUCACUCGCCUCCCUCACCGUCUCCCAAUCUCCACUCAUCGUCUUCUCUCGCCUGCCCCUUUCCCGAUCCUCCAUCAUCAUUACCCCCAACCCUUCAUCCAUUUCCCACCCGCAACCCUCCCCGCCUGCAUCCAACGGUGCCCACUUCUCCCCGCUCUCCAACCGCUCCACCCGCUCCCGCACCAUUCCCUCCUCCUUCCACAACCGAUAGCUCUCCCGCCCCCGACUCAUGAUCGCCCCCUCCCCCAACCCCAUCGCCCGCAUCCACCUCUCGCUCACCCCGCUCGAGCCCACCUGCGCCGUGGCCCCUUCUUCGUCUUCCUCGUCCAAUACCCGUACCCGCCCGGCCAUUCGCCUCCGCGGCACCGCCAGGAAACUCCGAUCUUGCACCGCACUGGACGGCUCCCCCUGAUCCUCGCCCAGCUCUGCCAUCCGUGCGAUGCUGCUCGGUCGCCGAGAAGAAGGCCCGCCCGCGCGCACGCACGUGUUUGUGCUGCGUUCUGCGAGCGCGCGGGAGUGGCGUCGGUGAGAGUGAAGAUCGCUGGCGGCGUGCUUCAUGUGGAGGUGGGAGCGGAG
This is a messenger RNA of Eremomyces bilateralis CBS 781.70, 868 nucleotides long. RefSeq lists its product as uncharacterized. NCBI's taxonomy places the organism in Eukaryota, Fungi, Ascomycota, Dothideomycetes, Eremomycetales, Eremomycetaceae. The record is from RefSeq and is a predicted model, not a curated record. The transcript has 2 exons. Bases 99 to 503 code for a protein of 134 amino acids.